Messenger RNA from Synchiropus splendidus (mandarinfish), 4012 nucleotides. It is a transcript of the gene pogza, whose product is annotated as pogo transposable element derived with ZNF domain a. Gene Ontology annotation, biological process: regulation of DNA-templated transcription. Gene Ontology annotation, molecular function: RNA polymerase II cis-regulatory region sequence-specific DNA binding; DNA-binding transcription factor activity, RNA polymerase II-specific. The coding region runs from base 289 to 3915 and encodes 1208 amino acids. The transcript has 20 exons. NCBI's taxonomy places the organism in Eukaryota, Metazoa, Chordata, Actinopteri, Syngnathiformes, Callionymidae. The record is from RefSeq and is a predicted model, not a curated record.
GAAAGAAGAAAAAGAGCUCCAGUGAUUCUCGAAGCCGCAGGAGGGUGUCACAGACUCAACUGCAGAUUUCAGAAUGCCUAAAGCAGACCGGAAACAUGGAUCAGCCCAGUGAGGAGGCAAGUUCGCUGCAGAACCAAGAAAUGGACCAGAUGUCUGGUCAUAAAAGUGGACUGAAAAGUGCGGUUUGGGAGCACUUUAUAGAACAAUCACCAGGAACUGGGUUGUGCAGAGUUUGCGUCUGACAAUCAGCCGUUCACCAUAGUCAGUGACCUUGGAUUUAGACGUCUUAUGGAUGUUGCUGAACCACGCUAUCGUUUAAAGAGUGAGACAUUUUAUCGCAGUGAAGUAAUGCCCUCCAUCUGUAGUCAGGUGAAGGAAAAGGUCAAAUCCAUGCUCACUCCGAAGUUUGCUGGGAAUCACUUGUCUUUCUCUACUCACUGUUGGACAGGAUCAACUGCAUCAUUGAUGAGUCUUACCUGCCAUUUUAUCAAUGCCAAAUGGGACCGGCAGCAACUUGUUUUGAAUACAAAAGCCAUGGAUGGACCUCACACUGGAGAGUACAUCAAUGAGAUGUUCUGGGACGUGCUGGAGGAAUGGGGUGUGGAUCUGGAACGUGCGACUCUUGUUCUGACAGAUGCGGGGUCUAAUAUGAUCAAAGGAAUGCGUUUAGCUGAAAUGGCAGAUUUCAGUUGCUGUUAUCGUACAUUGCAGGGCGUUGUUAGUGAUGGAAUUGAUAGUCAGACGUCAGUCAUGAAUGUUAUUGCCAUGAUUGAGACCUGCGUGAAACACUUUUCUCUUUCUGCUGUAGCCAGGAGACAUCUGUCUGAAAUACAAAAAGACCUGAACCUUCCUAGUCAUGGAAUGAUUCAAUCCACUCCAGCUCGUUGGAAUUCGACACUUCACAUGUUGGCCAGAGCACUGGAGCAAAAGCGAGCACUGAGCAUUUAUGCUUCUGAGUAUGGGGGGUUUACAUCUCUCAGUGCUGACCAGUGGCUGAUAGUUUCAAAUCUUGUUGAAACACUUAAACCAAUAGAGGAAGCAACUCUUCAAAUGAGUCACUAUGAGAGUUCAGUGUCAUGCGUGAUCCCCAGUGUUCAGGUUCUGAGGAUGAUUCUCAAAAAUGAGGAGCUGUCCACACUUGGAAUUCAGACCAUGCGGCAAGUAAUGGUGGAGAGCCUCAAUCGAAGAUAUGCCAAAGUGGAGGAUGUUCCAUAUGUGUCCAGCGUGUCCCCUGUUCUCAAGUCUGUCAAGAUACCUGAUGCAGCCCCUUCAGAACCAGUGAUUGGUGCAGACCCAGGCUCUCCCAUACAUCUCCUCGAAGACUUGCACGAUCUCCCUCCCCUGCCUGAAGGCAAACUCGUAGCCACAGUGGACGAUUUUUAUUACAAUGCUAAUGGUGGCCCAACAACUGAUGUUCAAUCGCAGUACAAAGGAACAUACAAGUGCAUCCUCUGUUUCCAAAGGUUGUCCAGCAACAUUGAGCUAAUGUCUCAUAUGAAAACACAUGCCACCGGGUCGUCAUUAUCAAAAGCUGUUCCAUCGUGUCCUCACUGUUUGCGGUUAUUUAAGACACCAUUCAAGUUACAGUGUCAUCUGAAGGACGUUCACUGGAACCAUCCGAACCCAGUGAAGUGUAAGAUCUGUGAACUGGUGUUUGACAGUGAACAAAAAUUCCUGGUUCACAUGAAGAACACACAUGAACCAGGAGAGAUGCCCUACAUCUGCCAGGUGUGUAACUUCAGGUCAUCGUUCUUCUCAGAUGUCUGGUUCCAUUUCGAAGAGUUUCACGCCAAGACCAAGCACCUGCUGUGUCAGUACUGUCUGAGAGUCCUGCACAAUGGCUCCUGCUACCAGCGGCACUUCAUCAGACACCAGAAAAAAGCCCUGUUGAGCUGCGAUCAGUGUCGUCUUCACUUCCUCUACGUGAAGGACAGGAGUGCUCACAAACUGGUUCACCACAGCACCCAUGUCAAACCCACCCAUUUGGCCAGACUCAGACCAGGAACAAAGGUGAGUGUCAGGGUGUACUCCAGGGAGGCAGGAACGGUCAAGUCAGUCCAGGAUCAGUCAGAGGGCAUUUAUGUAGAGGAAAAAGUGUCCAUCCCAGAAGAUACAAAGAGCAAUAAAGAAUGCCAGCUAAAAUGUCUUCCGUUCAACGUGGAGAUGGAAAGCGACAAUGACUUGGGUCCACCUCAUUGCUGUGUCGAGUGUCUGAACAGUAUUCAGGACUUCAACUCUCAUUUCCCAUCAGUGGUCCGCUGCUCGUUGUGCAGCUUCAGUACAUGCUGCUCCAGAGCAUACGCUAACCACAUGAUAAACAACCAUACCAACACCAAAAGAAGGUCUCAGUACUGCACCAUAUUCCAGUCCCCACCGAGGCUUAGAAAAAAGUUGUCAUGUGGAAUUUGCUCUUUUCAAUCCUGGAGAGGCGAUGUGAUGGCAAACCACCUGCUGGAGGAACAGGAGCACUACUGCGUGACAACCUCAGAGUGGAGUGUUGAUGAGCAACAGAAGCUGACUGAAACGGAGGGUCACCUGGCUGCCAGCACUGACAAGUCACCGUGUCGAGGUUCCUUCGUUCCCAUUGAACUGGUUUCUCCUGAUCAGACAUCCUCUGAGCUGUCAGUUACCAUCCGCUCAUCCCUGUCCUUCACCUGCCGCCCCGCCAUGACCAUCAAGUUCAGAGACGUUCAGAAGCCUUGGAGCAUCCAGAGAAACGUUGCUGACACUCCUCCUUCCGCUCCCAACAUUCAGCUGAGGUAUCGCGAAUCUGUGCUGCUCUUCUCACUCCUUAACGGCGUCCCUCGGGCGGCCCGUCUCUUUAAUCGGCGUCCGGUUGAGAUCUGGGAAUGGACUUCCGAGAGGAAGAAGAAGUUGGCUUCAUGUGAGUGGCAGUGGAACUCGGAGAAGCUGGUGGUGUGGCUUCUGAGUCGGUGGGAGCAGCAGCUGCAUGUCAGCCAAAACCUGCUCCUGGAUGAGGCCAUGAAGAUUCUAGGGGAGAGCAAUGUCAUGAUUGAUCGCUUCAGUUGGGCGGUGGACUUCUUGCUGUACCAUCGCUUCCAUCUCCACAACAACAGAAAGUGCCUCUUGCCCCAAAACGUCCGCAAUCAGGGUCAAAAUUUAGUUCGGUCUCUUUGUGCAAAGGUCCAGAAAGGUGAUCUGACUCCCCGCUCCGUGGGCUUCAUGGAUGAACUCCCCAUCUUCAUCCACAUGGAAGGCUGGACCUGCAGCCUGUCCAACUUCCACUUGUUGGGGCUGCCCGGAGAGUUGCCUCUGUUUGAGGUCGUGGUGUCCGGACUGGCCGACGGGACCUUUCUCACACCGCUGCUUUUGUUCAAAGGCAAACACAAUGUUCUUCCUGAAGGGUUCCCCAGCAAUGUCUUUCUGCAAGCUCAGCCUCAGGGAUUCAUGGACGAGGACCGCCUCAGCCUCUGGACCGACAAGGUGUGGCGACGUCAUGCAGAAGCCAACCCUCAGUCUCUGCUCUUACUGGACGUUCACUACGGUCACCUGAUGGGCAAAUUCCACAGCAGACUGUCUGACAUGUCGACAGAGUUGGUCUUCCUCCCUCCGUCCUGCAGCUCCCUGGUGCAGCCCCUGGAUGUCUGUGUGAUGCCAGUGCUCCGUCACUUUCUGCAGGCCCGUUGGACUCAGUUGGAGUCUCAGGGGGGACUUGAGAGUCUCAGCCUGGACCAGCUGGCUCAGACCAUGACAUGCUGGCUCAGCGAAGUCACGUCGAUCCUCCGAGCACAGACGCACUUCCUAUCCAGGUCGUUUGCUGAGGUGUGUCAGCUGCAGCCCGACACUGACUCGGAGGAGGUUGCCCAGCUGCUCCAGACUCUGACAGACACUCUGUGUCAGGAAACGGCUUCAGCUGCAGGUCCAGCUGGUGGUGAUGCAGCCGCCCUGCGCUAGUCCGUGCAGUUGCUCUGGAUGUGUUCCUGAAUGCCACAUUGGUUUGAUAGUCCAGCUACAGUUAGGCUCAGUGAGACUAAUAAACUGGUUUUGUAAU